AUGCCCCACCCCGUCACCCUCGUACUCAGGGAGAAGGUCCUUUCGUGGACAGGCGACGACUUUGGCGUCAAGGACACGAACGGCAACGUCGUCGUAUCAUGUAACGCCAAGAUGUUCUCGAUCCGCAACAAGAAGACCAUCACGGACCCGAACGGCCAGUUUCUGUUCGGCAUCCAGAAGAAGAUCCUGCGCCUGCUGUCCACCUUUGUCGCGGUGGACGCAAACGAUAAUGAAAUCUUCCGUGUAAAGAACAAGAUUGCCUUCGGCUCCAAGAUGCACGCCACGUUUGUCAACGCGUCCACUGGCCAGCCGACGACCAUCUCCCUCCGCGGCGACAUUAUCGGCCGCAGCGCCGACUUGAUACUGGACAAUGGCCAGGUCGUGGCCCAGAUCAAGAGGGAUAUCCUGAACGCAACCAACUUCUUUACCGGACAGGACACUUAUUACGUGGUCGUCGCGCCCGGCGUGGACCUGAGUCUCAUCACGGCCAUCUGUAUCUGUUUCGACGAGGUGGAGAACGACCAUCACAAGAGGUAA
This is a messenger RNA of Apiotrichum porosum, 537 nucleotides long. RefSeq lists its product as uncharacterized. The transcript is spliced from 4 exons. Lineage: Eukaryota; Fungi; Basidiomycota; Tremellomycetes; Trichosporonales; Trichosporonaceae. Bases 1 to 537 code for a protein of 178 amino acids. The record is from RefSeq and is a predicted model, not a curated record.